Messenger RNA from Eimeria maxima, 2403 nucleotides. Its product is annotated as threonyl-tRNA synthetase, putative. Gene Ontology annotation, biological process: threonyl-tRNA aminoacylation. The transcript is spliced from 6 exons. The record is from RefSeq and is a predicted model, not a curated record. Lineage: Eukaryota; Apicomplexa; Conoidasida; Eucoccidiorida; Eimeriidae. Bases 1 to 2403 code for a protein of 800 amino acids. Gene Ontology annotation, molecular function: ATP binding; threonine-tRNA ligase activity. Gene Ontology annotation, cellular component: cytoplasm; mitochondrion.
AUGGCAGUAGCAGCAGCAGCAGCAAAGGGAGCCCCUGGCCGUAGGGCAGAGGUGGGUACAGCCCAUACUUUGGGUGUACUUGGUCACAUAGGAGGCGACUUCACACCCACCAAGGGUGCCCCCUUUAUUAAGAAGAGACUCGAUAUCUUUGAAAGACUCAUGGCAAAGCAACAACAAGAGAUAAAGGGUAUUUUUGCUGCUGCUGUGCUGUGUAUGGCGGUUUUGUUCUUGCUGCUGCUGUGGAUGGCGAUUUUGUUGUUGCUGCUGCCGCUUACGAUGGUAGGAUAUGAGGCGGGCAGCGGAGCUUCUUCUUCUUGUUUAGCGGCAGCAGACUCAGAUGAGACGGAGGAGACAGCAGCGGAGGGUUGCUGCUCUGGUAACCAGCAGCAGCAGCAGGAGGCGGGGGCUGUCGUUUGGCAGCUGUGGGACUUGACUAGGCCUCUUGAGGACAAUUGUAAACUCCAAAUUCUUAAAUUUGAUGAUCCAGAAGCACAAAGUGUCUUUUGGCAUUCAAGUGCUCACAUCCUUGGACAAGCACUGGAGGCGGAGUUUGGUGCUUUGCUGACGGUGGGCCCGGCAUUAAGACCAGGGUUUUACUACGACUGUUAUAUGGGGGCGCACACAAUGAACGAGGGUUUGCAUGCAUCAAUUGAAGCAGCUGCGCAGCGGAUAGUGUCGGAGGCGCAGCCUUUUGAGCGUUUGGUGUGUUCUAAAGAAGAAGUAUUAGAAAUGUUUGCAGAUAAUCCUUUCAAAUUAGCUCUUAUUCGUUCCAAAGUGCCCGAUGGCAGCAGGACAACCGUUUACAGGUGUGGGGCCCUAGUGGACAUCUGUAGGGGUCCCCACUUGCCGUCCACUGGUCUAUGCAAAGCAUUUGCAGUAACUCGUCAUAGUGCUGCUUACUUCUUAGGGAACAGCAGCAAUGACAGCUUACAGCGUGUGUAUGGAGUUUCUUUCCCUGAGAAGAAGCAACUGCAGCAGCAUCUGGAGCUGCUGCAGGCAGCAAAAGAAAGGGAUCACCGCCUCCUAGGACAGAAGCUUUCUCUCUUUUUCUUUGAGACAAAUGUCUCCCCUGGCUCUGCUUUCUGGUUGCCUGAGGGUGCAAAGGUUUACAACAAGUUGGUGGAGUUUCUAAGACGUGAGUAUCGCUUGCGUGGUUUUAAAGAAGUUAUAACACCAAACAUUUUCUCCUGUGACCUGUGGAAGACCAGUGGUCACUACGACAAUUAUAAAGAAAAUAUGUACCUCAUGUCUGUGGAGGGAAAAGAGUGGGGAUUAAAGCCAAUGAAUUGCCCUGCCCAUUGUAUGAUGUUUAAACACAUGGCCCCUUCUUAUAGACAGCUUCCUCUGCGUCUAGCAGACUUUGGUGUCCUUCAUCGUGAUGAGGCCAGUGGCUCUCUCUCGGGUCUUACGCGUGUCCGUCGCUUCCAGCAAGACGAUGCGCACAUCUUUUGCACUUUAGAGCAGGUAGAGGAAGAAGUGGCAUCUGCUCUUGAGUUCCUCUUCUAUGUCUAUGAGCAAUUUGGCUUCUCCUUCUCUCUUGCGCUUUCCACGCGCCCUCUCAAGGCCAUCGGGCGCAUCGAGACCUGGAACCAGGCAGAAACUGCUCUUCAGAAUGCCCUCGAGAAAAUCAAUAGACCUUGGAAGCUAAACCCUCAGGACGGGGCCUUCUAUGGCCCGAAGAUAGAUAUCCAGCUCUGGGAUGCUCUCAACAGGCCCCACCAAUGCGGCACGAUUCAGCUUGACUUCCAACUUCCCAUUCGCUUUAACCUCCAGUAUAAAACACAAGAAGAAACAGCCUCUGCAGCAGCAGCAGCAGCUGCCGCUGCUGCUGCUAAGAAUGAUGCGCACGACGAACAGGCUCAUGCACAGGGGAACGGAAAGGACAGCAGCAACGGCAGCAGCGACGCCAACAACAGCAGCAGCAGUGUAGAAGGACAUCUUAAACCCGGCAUGGCACGACCAGUCAUCAUCCACAGAGCCAUCCUGGGCUCGAUAGAGCGGAUGUGCGCCGUUCUGUUGGAACACACAGGCGGGAAGUUGCCGUUUUGGCUGUCUCCCCGUCAGUGUAUUGUCCUCUCUAUAUCAGAGAAAGCAGCAGGAUAUGCAGAGACAGUUGCGGAUGUCCUACAAAGGGAAGGAUAUGACGUUGGUGUAGACGUUUCGAACAAUACAAUUAACAAGAAAAUCCGCGAGGCACAGCUGCAGCAAUGGAAUUUGCUGCUUGUUGUGGGGGAGGCAGAAAUGACUGCAAAGACAGUGACAGUGCGAAAAAGGGAAGACCCCACAAAGCAGCAGUGCAUCUCCAUACCUGAUUUGCUGCAGAUGCUGAAGCAAAUGGGAAUGCCUGUCUCCAAGCCCCCUGUAGAUCUCAACGAAGGAUGGAAACGCCAAGACAACGCCUAA